AUGAGCGUCGUUGCGACGUUGGAUGCUGGUGAAGUGCUGGAUAUCGCGUCUGUUGGCCCCCAUGGCUCCCCGACGGUCAGCCAGAGUCAGUGCUGCGGCAGCGUUGAAGAAGACGGACGAGGCGACAAAGAUAGAAAAGACAGUGAAGACAGAGAGAAGCCCAGAGGCAUCACCAAGUCCAAGGCUGCGCCGAAGAGGAAGACGGUCGUCUCGGUGGUGGCAUCAACACCUCCGCCAGCAACUCCAGCCAGCAGCAGCCUCGCCCGGCCCGUCGACCCCCAUCGCACAGCAGCUCCCCUCCUCACCCCGCGCGGCUCACACAUCACAGCAUACCCAUCUACUACUACCACCACCACCCCUACAACCACGGUAGAGAACCUCCUGACAGAAGCAAUUGCACAUCUGCUCUCAGUCGACCCCAGGCUCAAGCCAGUCAUCGACAAGUUUCCCGACGCCCCCUUCAGACCAGCAGACCUCGCAGUCGAGAUAGACCCGUUCCAGGCCCUCGUCAGCGGCAUCAUAGGCCAGCAAGUCUCCGGGGCAGCUGCAAAGUCGAUAAAGAGCAAAUUCAUCUCUUUAUUCAGUGUCACCACCACCACAGAUACCCAAGUUGAAGCGGAUGGAGAUGACGAAGACGAAGUUGGUGACGCAGGACUACGUUACAAGCCGGCCCCGUUCCCCUCUCCCCAGCAGGUAGUCUCCAUGGACAUCCCUACCCUCCGAACCGCCGGUCUCUCCCAGCGCAAGGCAGAGUACAUUCAUGGCCUGGCUGACAAGUUUGCCUCGGGCGAGCUGUCUGCUCGUAUGCUGCUGACGGCCAGUGACGAGGAGGUGUUGGACAAGCUGAUUGCCGUGCGGGGACUGGGGAAGUGGUCGGUUGAGAUGUUCUUGCUCUUUGGCCUCAAGCGGAUGGAUGUCUUUUCGACGGGGGAUCUCGGUGUCCAACGUGGUAUGGCGGCCUUUGCAGGACGGGAUGUAAGCAAGCUCAAGGCAAAGGGCGGAGGUAAGUUCAAGUACAUGUCUGAAAAGGACAUGGUAGAGAUAGCAGCGCCCUUCUCGCCGUAUAGAAGUCUCUUCAUGUGGUACGUGUGGAGGUGGGAGAACGUAGAUGUUGCCGUCAUGCAGGCGUGA
Messenger RNA from Trichophyton verrucosum HKI 0517, 1131 nucleotides. RefSeq lists its product as uncharacterized. The coding region runs from base 1 to 1131 and encodes 376 amino acids. Lineage: Eukaryota; Fungi; Ascomycota; Eurotiomycetes; Onygenales; Arthrodermataceae. The record is from RefSeq and is a predicted model, not a curated record. Gene Ontology annotation, cellular component: nucleus; protein-DNA complex. Gene Ontology annotation, molecular function: alkylated DNA binding; DNA-3-methyladenine glycosylase activity; DNA-7-methylguanine glycosylase activity. The transcript is spliced from 2 exons. Gene Ontology annotation, biological process: base-excision repair, AP site formation; base-excision repair; DNA alkylation repair.